AUGCGUUUGUCCUACAGCCUUCUUGGCGCCAUUGCGCUGGCUGGGACUCAUGCCUCGCCCUGCAUCCCGGGUGACUCUGUCACUGUGAGCAUCUCUACCACUACCGUCACAGAGACUGUUGGUACCACCACCUCUGAGGCUGCCUCUUCCUCUGGCAAGUCUGAUACUGUGUCUUCCUCAGUGUCAGGCUCUGUCUCGGAUGUUUCAGUGUCUUUCUCCAGGUCAUCUACAGAGUCUGCUUCCACUGCAGACGAUGACUCCAAGUCCAAGACUGAGACUGCCACCUCUGCCACUAGUGGGUCUAACACGAGUGUUACAACUGAGUCUGCCUCAACAGUGACGUCCAUUGAGGGCUCUACCAAGUCCUCUACCGGAUCAACCGGCUCUCAAGACACUGCUUCCACUGCCACCACGGCUACCUCUGAUGACUCGAAGGAGUCGUCUACUGUCUCUACCAGCUCUCAUGAUACCACCCUGACCUCCAAGUCUGGUGAUGCCUCCACCACCACCUCCGAUGCCUCCUCCCAGGCCACCGAUGUCUCCAAGACUUCGUCGGAUAUCUCUUCCCAGACUACAUCCGAUGCUUCGCAGACCUCAUCUGAUGCUUCCAAGACCACGUCGGAUGCCUCUUCGCAGUCUACUACUGGUACUUCCGAGACUACCACUGGCACCUCUUCCCAGACCACUGGUACUUCUUCUCAGACCACGUCGGAUGCCUCUCAGACUAGCUCUGGCGCUUCAUCCCAGACUACCUCCGACGCAUCCAAGACUACAUCUGAUGCCUCCCAAACCACCUCUGGCACUUCUUCACAGAGCACUACCGGCACUUCUUCCGAGACUACCACUGGCACAUCGUCCCAGACCACAUCCGAGGCUUCCAAGACCACCUCUGCUACCGAGUCUACUUCCACGAGCGCCGCUGACUCCACUACUGAGUCGGCCAUCACAUCCAACUCGCUCUCUGCCCGCAGUGUCAACGUUUCAUCUUCCACAGAGACCACCUCUGCAUCGUUGACGACUUCGUCUGCCUCUGUCACUUCGGCAGCCUCCUCCACCACGUCUGAUUCCACCUCUUCCUCCACAUCCAGCAGCCAACUCCCUGUCGGCACUGUCGACAGCACCAUCCUCAUCUUUGCCAAGGAUGAGUAUGCUGCUUCAUCCGCUGGUUGGGGUUUCGAGGGCUAUGGCAUCCCCUUUGAGAAGGUCCUUGUUCCUCAGACCGGAUUUGAGCUGCCCACUCUCAACUCGUCCUCUAGCAAGGGCAACUACGGUGGUAUUGUGGUCGUAGACUCCGUCUCCUACGAGUACUCUGAUGGUUGGAGGAGUGCCAUCUCGACCGAGCAGUGGGAGAAGAUCUACGAGUACCAGAUCAACUUCAAGGUUCGCCUGGUCCGCAUCAACGAGUACCCUGGUCCCAACUUUGGAACUAGUGCCUCUGGUGCUGGAUGCUGCGCUACGGGUGUCGAUCAGCUCAUCAGCCUUACUGAUACCAGCGAUUUCCCCACGGCCAAUCUCAAGACCAACGCUGGCCUCUCUACCAAGGGCAUCUGGCAUUACCCUGCCACCAUCACCGACUCCAACACCAAGCAGAUCGCCAAGUUUGGCCCUGGUGGUGAUUAUGCUGAGGACACUGUCGCCGGUGUCAUCAACACCUUCGAGGGUCGCGAGCAGUUUGUCUGGUUCAUCGGCUGGGCUGCCGACUGGUCCCAGACCACCAACUUCCUCCAGCACGCUCACAUCCACUGGAUCACCCGCGGUGUCUUCCUCGGCAAGCGCAAGGUUCACCUGAGCACCCAGGUCGACGAUGUUCAGCUCGCCACCGGCCUGUACCUCCCCGCUGGUGAGGAGUUCAAGAUCCGCACUGAUGAUCUGGAGGGUCAUGUCACCUGGCAGACCAGCCUCAACGCCCGUCUCCCUGCUGGAUCCGACUAUUGGCUCGAGAUGGCUCACAACGGCAACGGUGAUAUCAUUGCUGCUGUUGAGCAACCCACAGGCGAUGACUUCUGCGUUCCUGACUAUGCCGUCGACUAUGACUAUCCUCCUGACACUCCUCUGGAGUGGACCAAGCCCCCAGGCACCGGCGAGGACAAGUGGUCCGACGAGUUUGUCUACGGAGAGUAUCCUUGGUCCGAGACUUGCGCUAAGCUUGACGAAUUUGCCUCGUGGUUCCUCAACUCGGACAACCUCAACGCUUUUGCCCAUCUCUCGCACACCUUUACUCAUCUGGAGCUGAACAACGCCACCUACAAGGAUGCUGCACGCGAGAUUGACUUCAACCGCGCCUGGAUGAGCCAGAUGGGUAUUGACCAGGCCCAGCGGUACUCUACCAACGGACUUGUUCCCCCCGCCAUCACUGGCUUGCACAACGCCGAUGUCAUCCAGGCGUGGCUGGAUAAUCAGAUCCUCUACGUGGUCGGUGACAACACCCGAACUCCCCUGAAGAACCCUAACAGCAAGUUCUGGCCUCUCAUCAGCACGGUCGAGGGUAACGGCUAUGACGGCCUGGUCAUUGUUCCUCGCUUUGCCACCACCAUCUACUACAACUGUGAUACUGCCGAGUGCACGACCCAGGAGUGGAUCGACACCUCUGGUGGUUCCGGUGACUUUACCAACCUGCUGGAUAACGCCAGGACCGAGAACACUCGCUACUUGCUUGGCCUGCAGGCUGAUCCCUACAUGUUCCACCAGGCCAACAUGCGCCAGGUCGACAUGGAGACCAUCACUAUUGGUGACCAGACGGGCAAGAUGUCUCUCAUCAUGUCUUGGGUCGAGACCAUUACCCAGGAGCUGUACCGUCUUACCGACUGGCCUAUUGUGUCUCUGAAGCACGACGACAUUGCCCAGUACUUCCUUGACCGGAAGACUCUGGACGACUGCAACCCCCAGCUGUCGUAUGGCUUCUCUGAUGAUGGCAAGACUAUCGAGAGUGUCACCGUCACCGCCAACGGCAACACUUGCUCUGUCCCCGUCCCUGUCACUGUGCCCGGUGGCGCCUCUGCCUCGGGCGGCUCGUCCAGCUCUGACACUCUGGGCUCUGAGCCUACCAUUGAGUGGGUGACUCUGGCCGGCUCGCCCGUCACACUUACUCUCAGCCAGCCUCUUACUGUCUAA
Fusarium keratoplasticum is the source of this 3111-nucleotide messenger RNA. RefSeq lists its product as uncharacterized. The record is from RefSeq and is a predicted model, not a curated record. NCBI's taxonomy places the organism in Eukaryota, Fungi, Ascomycota, Sordariomycetes, Hypocreales, Nectriaceae. The transcript is spliced from 2 exons. The coding region runs from base 1 to 3111 and encodes 1036 amino acids.